Molecule: messenger RNA, 1978 nt
Organism: Chelonia mydas (Green sea turtle)
Lineage: Eukaryota; Metazoa; Chordata; Testudines; Cheloniidae
Product: putative nuclease HARBI1
Exons: 2
Coding region: 470-1522 (350 amino acids)
Source: RefSeq, a predicted model, not a curated record
ACUUCACUACAGCUUCCGCCGGGGCUAAUUAGAAUAUGCCGUAUUGGUGGCGUAGGGGUUGACGCCUCAUUAAUCAUCACGAGUGGGGCGCGCUGAUUGGUGGAAGGGGGGGGGCGUGUCUUGCGCAGGGUCCGCGGCUAACUGGAGGCGGUGAGCCGCUGGCAGCGGGUCCCUCUGGCUCGGAUCGGAGCCUCCCCCACCAGCAGGGUGGUGGUGGUGGUGGGGGACUCUAAUAUCUAGAUACCCCCGGCGCCGGAGCACGUGGAGACCCCGCCCUCCGGCUCCUCCCCCACCCCCGGUCGGGGCAAGUAGGGACCCUGCCCCCCAAUCCUAAAUACCCUCCCACUCCCCACUCGGGCAAGAGGAGAUCCCUCCCCGCCCCCUUCCUUCCCAGCGCCCCUGUCGAGCUUCCCCCAGGCCUGCUCUCUGCAGCUCGAGGCGUUCCCCCCCGGGUGGCUGCGGCUCCCCCAUGGCGCUGUACUUGCUGGCUCAGCGUGCCCAUGCCCGCCGGCGACGGCGGCUGCCCCAGGAGCGGGUGUUCAAGCCCCGGAUCCAGUUCCUGAACAUGCCAGAGGAGCAGGUGAUGCGGCGCUACCAGCUCAACCCUGAGAUGAUCCGAGACCUGUGCCACGCACUAGAGCGCGACCUGCAGCCCUCGACUGGCCGCAGCCAUGCUCUCCCUGUUUACGUCAAGGUGACGGCUGCCCUCAACUUCUACACCUCGGGCACCUUUCAGACGCCGGCGGGCGACGCGGCUGGCAUCAGCCAGGCCAGCAUGUCCCGCUGUGUCUCCCAAGUCACGACCGCCCUGACCCGCCGUGCCAAUGCCUACAUCCGCUUCCCCUUCCAGCCUCGGCAGCAGGCCCGCACCAAAGAGGAGUUUCUGCGCAUUGCUGGCUUCCCCAAUGUGCUGGGCACGCUGGGCUGCACCCACGUGGCCCUCAAGCCGCCCUCGGAUCACGAGAACCUCUACCGCAAUCCAUUGCGCUUCCACUCCAUGAACAUGCAGCUGGUGUGCGAUGCCAACGGCAUGAUAACCCAUGUGGUGGCCGAGUUCCCUGGCUCUGUGCCGGAUGCCCACAUCCUCAGCUGUUCCAGCCUCAGGGGCAUCUUUGAGGGGCACCAGAACAUGAAUGGCUGGCUGCUGGGGGAUGGCACCUACCCCCUGAAGCCCUGGCUGCUGACACCAGUGGAGACAGCAGAGACAGCAGCUGAGCAGCGAUACAACACAGCGCACAUGGCCACACAGGCUGUGGUGGGACGUACAGUGGGGGCACUAAAGGGCCGGUUCCGGUGCCUGGACCGGGCAGGGGGGGUGCUCCAGUACAGCCCCCUCAAGGUCUGUCACAUCUUCGUGGCUUGCUGUGUCUUGCACAAUAUGGCUGUGGGGAGGGGCAUUGCCAUGCCUGAGGGGGUGGAGCUGCGUGCCAGGCAACCUGCCCAGGCUUCUCCCCACCCUGAGCCCCUCUCCCAGGAGUCCCAGUGCCUGCGGCAAGAGCUCAUCACCAGCUAUUUCAGCUGAGGGGCACCCUGGGCCCCUGACCUACAUGCAUGUGAAUGGGAGAUGCAGGGGUUGAAAGCCAGCCCAUAGAUGUUGGGGGAGUAUGUGGUGGUGGAAAGGCAAGGCUCUCUGGGCUGGACUAAGGAGCUGCAGCCCUAUUGGAGCCAGCCUCCUCCUCUCCCGCCUUUGGACUGGUGGGGAGCACGUACCUUCCCUGAGACAGACAAACAGCAAGAGGUUUGUUUGUGUAGGCCUAUCCUCACAUGCAGCAGAGGUCAGGAUCCUGCUCCUGCAGGAAGCUGACUGAGCUGCUGCAGCCAUUUCUCCCAACCCAGCUACCGCCAGGGGAGGAAGCUGGCCCUCUGGCAGUGCUGGAGAAGAUAGAGGGCACUCUCUUGUGUAGCCACACACACAUCAUAGAUGGCCCCCUGGCAACCCUCCCCUGCUAGGACAUUAAACUGGCUCCUUGCCCCUGGA